This is a messenger RNA of Coregonus sp. 'balchen', 3441 nucleotides long. The record is from the annotation of a GenBank genome assembly. NCBI's taxonomy places the organism in Eukaryota, Metazoa, Chordata, Actinopteri, Salmoniformes, Salmonidae.
CACUGUGCAUACUGUAAGCGCCUUGGAGCCUCCAUCAAGUGCUGUGCUGAAGGAUGUGCUCGACUGUACCAUUACCCCUGUGCGGGGGCGGCUGGGACUUUUCAGGAUAUCAGGAGUCUCUCCCUCCUCUGUUCAGAUCACAUAGAACUGGCCAUCAGCAGAUGUGAGUCCAGCACCAUUAGAUAUAAAACUUCACUUGAAAUAUUUAAAGUCAUGCUGUCAUAAGUAGGACCCUGAGUUUUUCUGGACCAGGAUAAACUCUGGGCCCAGACAUUAGCUACUCACAAUCUCCAUUCUUUAGCCAAAAAGAUGCCAUCUGAAAUAUGCCCCUCUUCUCAAUUUCUCUCCACCUCCCCUCCUCUCCCCCCUCCUCUGCUCUCCCCCCUCUCCUGCUCUCCCCCCUGUCCUGCUCUCCCCCCUGUCCUGCUCUCCCCCCUGUCCUGCUCUCCCCCCUGUCCUGCUCUCCCCCCUGUCCUGCUCUCCCCCCUAUCCGCUCUCCCCCCUAUCCUGCUCUCCCCCCUAUCCUGCUCCCCCCUCUCCUGCUCUCCCCCCCCUCCUCAUCUCCCCCCCUCCCCUGCUCUCCCCCCUCCCCUGCUCUCCCCCCUCCCCUGCUCUCCCCCCUCUCCUGCCUCCUGCGCUAACCCCCUUCCUCUCCCUCACCCCUUCCCUGCUCUCCCCCUCUCUGUUCCCCCUCUCCGCCCCGCCCUCCCGCUCCCCCCUCCCUCUCUACCCCCUCUCCUGCUCUCCCCCUCAAUCUCUCCUGAUCUACCCCCCUCCCUCUCCCUUCUCCCCCUCUCCAUGCUCUUACCCCCCCCCUCUUUACCCCCUACUCCUGCUCUCCACCCUUCCUCCUUCCCCCCUCUUCUGCUCUACCCCCUAUCCUUGGCUCUCCCCCUUCCUCUCUACCCCUCUCCUGUCUCCCCCCCUCCCCUCUCUACCCCCCUCUCUCUUCUCUUCCCUUCCCUAUCCCCUCCCCUCCCUCUAGUUCCAGAUGAUUCUAUCUGUGCACUGUGUGACAGCCCCGGGGAGCUCCCUGACCAGCUCUUCUGUACCAGCUGUGGGCAGCACUACCAUGGGGCCUGCUUGGACAUGGCUGUGACCCCGCUGAGGAGGGCCGGCUGGCAGUGCCCCGAGUGCAAGGUCUGCCAGACCUGCAAGUGAGUCAGCUUUCCACUGCCCCAUCUGUCCACCCACAUACCUGACCCUGUAUUGAGUUGUGUGUGUGUGUUGCCGAUUUUGUUUGCGCUACCUCUGUGGUUUGUGAGGAUGGCACUCUUCUCUAGCCUUUGACCUCAACCAGGCCAGUUACUGGUAGAAACCGAGUCUGCGAUAAAUUCAAAUCUGCUCCGAAAUACAGAUUAGGCUAACACAAUUACCCUUUUGCUGUGUGAUUUCUCAAUAUACAUUAGUCUUGUGAAUAAGGACACAACCAUUUUAAACACAACAGGAGCCUAUAGACUACAGAGCCAAGAAAUGCCAUGUUGAUGCUGUCGAUCUGUUAUGUCAAAGAACAUGUCUCAUUCAUACUUUCUUUCCUUUUCCUUGUGUAUAGGAACCCGGGUGAGGACGAUAAGAUGUUGGUGUGUGACAUGUGUGACAAAGGCUACCACACCUUCUGCCUGCAGCCCGUCAUAGACGACAUCCCUACCAACGGAUGGAGGUGUCAGGUAGGACAUCAAGUGGAAGAUAUAAUGGGAGGUGCAUUGUGUAUGCUAUAUUAUAGGUCUAUGGUAUGACUACAGCAUAUGACAAAUAAGCUGCAAGAUUUUUCUUUCUUCUAUAGUAUGUGAAGUGGAUGAAAGGUUUGUCUUAAUUUUCUGUGUUAUUCGUAAGAACGGUGGUUUAAAACUCCCACAAUUCAUAUUGAGAAAUUCAGCUGUCGUCUAGGCUACCCAUGUUGAGAAUUACGUUUUUAGUGGUUGUAUCUGUGCUUCCUGUAGUAAAGAAAUGACUCACACGUGCAGCUCUUUUAAAGGGUACAUUUUAGCCUCAGACCCUGUAGCAUUUCAGAUAAGGCUGAUACUGGUGCGUGUGCGGUGGGGGAAUCGAACUGUAUGCGUCGUCAUCCCCUGCCUAUGGCCUCUACCCUCUUCCUCUGUUGGGGCAGGUGGUGCGCGGUGCCUGUCUGGGCGGUCAAUCAGCUGCUGCGGUGGUGGGUUAGCAGCCUAUCAGCUGCUGUGGUGGUGGGGGAUCAGACCGCAGACCGCAGCAGCAGCCAGGCACCUGCCAGGUGGUGGAACAUCCUCAUACUCACUCAGUUUCUCUCUGUCUGACUCGGCAGCACGGCAGGAACACAGUCCACACAAGCAGCAGCCAACCCUCUCCUCUCUAUCUCUCCUCUCUCCCUCUCUAUCUCGCCUCUCUCCCCCACUCUUCAGGCUGCUGCGUCACACCCAGGCACUUUAGUUCUGACUGAAGCCUCAUCUGAAUGUCUUGGAGAUGAAUGAAAACAAAAUUAUUAAGAAUCAUUGUUUCAGUUGUGUUUCUAUCUCCCUCCAACUCCAGAACUGCAGAGUGUGUGUCCAGUGCGGUACCAGGACGAGCGGUCAGUGGCACCACACCAGCCUGUUGUGCGAGAACUGUGUCCAACAUCAGGACCCCGCCCUUACCUGUCCACUAUGUGCCUGUAUCCUGGACCCUGAGCACCAAAAAGACCUGCUCUCCUGCCACAGCUGUAAAAGGUAAAUGCACACACACAGAGAGCACGUCCAUUGUUCAUUCUUUUCUAAAUCUCCACACUCUUCAAGUUGUUUUGGCUUUCUUGUUUUUCCAUUGAUGUGUGAUGGAGUCCUAAAUCUUAAUCUGUCCUCUCCUCCUGCUUCCAGAUGGCUCCACCUGGAGUGUGAGCGGCAGUCGUCAGGCCAAGCAGACAUCCAGCCCAGCCAGGACUUUGUGUGUUCAAGCUGUAGGCCUACUGGGUCACUACCGCAACAGGCCCCACCGCAACAGGCCCCACCGCAACAGGCCCCACCGCAACAGGCCCCACCGCAACAGGCCCCACCGCAACAGGCCCCACCGCAACAGGCCCCACCGCAACAGGCCCCACCGCAACAGGCCCCACCGCAACAGGCCCCACCGCAGGCAGAGGAGGAGGUGGAGGAGAUGGACACAGGAGGCCUAGAGCUGAGCCCACAGGCUGCUAUUCAGAUGCACACAGAAUCAGAACCGGUGGUUCCAACGCACACGGAUCUAGAACCUGGCGCUAAGCAACUGAGGUCUCCUUCUCCAAUGCACAAUUUACAACCCGUUCCAAUGCACACAAAUGCAGAACCAGAGCCUGUCCAAGCCACCGAUACUGUCUGUGAAAACGCCCAUGAGGAUAGGCAGCCACAGCAGGCUACAUCAGACCAGCAGCCUGGUAAGUCUCUCUUUUGUCUGACUGGGUUAUUUGGGGCUACUCACAGAGGCAAACUGUGUAUUUUGGUUGCCAAGGUUAACCAU